AUGGACUACGGCAGUCCCAAAGACCUACCGACCUACUACGACGUGCCGUACUAUGGCCUGGACCCAAAAGCCGACCAGCCGCGAGCCAACUCGCCGCCAGAGCAUACCUGGUACGCGGCCAGCCAGAGACGCCGCUCGAGCGGUCAGACUCAAAUGUCGCUCAUCUCGGAGGACGAGCUGGACCGUUAUGCCACCAUAAGGCCGCACACCGCGCGUCCCGGCGUUCCGCCGGGGCCCAACUACGGGGGACUGCGGCGCAUAUCCACCAACCUGGACAGGUACGUCAACCUGAGCGAAAGCGCAAACACGGUCACCGACUUCUCCGCAGUGUCCGAACAGCUGCUUCAGCUCUCGCAGCAACAGCUGCAGCUGCCGCGCUACGUGCCGCAUCUGGCCCAGAAACCGGAGCUAAAGACGCCGCUGAGCGCGACGCUGGCCCCGAGCAAGGACGCGACGGCAGUGUUCGCCGAGACUGCGGUGCCACCGCCAACGCCGGUGCCUGUUCGAGUACCAGAGGCGUCGGUGCCUCGACGAGAGUCGCCAGUCGCAGUGGCAGCGUCGCUCGAGAAAAAAUCCACAAAUUCCCGGAGACGGGCGCAGCAGAACGCGUUCUUCCACUCGGCGGCUGUGGUGACGUCGGAUCCGAAAGAGAUCAACAAUGUGGCCGUCUCUAACGCGUUCAGGGCGAAAAAGAUGUUCCGCUCAGACGAGUGCGGCGACCGCAGCUGGGCGGUGCUGAGGCAGGACGCUACCGUGCACUCCCUCCCCGCAACAAGUAUCGAAGAGGUGGACGUGGCUCCGAUGCAGAAAGCGAGGCCAGCCGAACUGUCCUGCCCUGCGAAAAUUCGGCGCGAAGACUCUCUUCCACACCCUCCGCCGCCGAUUCUGAACCCAUCCGAGAGCUCAGAGCCUUCUGGGUCAUCGGGAACGUCGUCAAUGUCCAGCACGUCGAGCGAGUAUUCGGAGGAAGACAGCGACACGUCGCAAUCCAUUUCCGCUUGCGGGGACACCGUGUCUAAAUCCACUCGGUUUUCAAACAGAGAGAAUCCACCCACUUCCUGUGCGGGAACGCCCUCGUCUGUGCCUAUGACGGCUUCGUCGACCACCAUGACUUACAUCGCUGCGAAAUCGCCAGACGCGACAGUGUCUUACGCUUCGAAGCAUUCUCCAGCAGCAUUAAGGAAGUCCCGGGAGCAUCGGUCGCCUUCAAGGACUCCGCCGUCUAACGCUAGGACGCCUACCGAACUUCGUUCCAAGUCUAAGACCCCACCACCCAUUUCAGCCACCAAGAUACCUGCUAGCGUUCACUCGCGAUCAAGAACACCCGCGUCAACCACGAAGACACGCUCUACACCAAGAUCACUGUCAAAAUCACCCGCGUCCCCUGCCAAGACAACUCCGGCAUCCACGAGGCCACCAACACUAGCAAACCUAACUCCUCCGCCGUCGCCCAAAACACCGCACUCCAUAUUGAGGACACCACAGCGCUCUUCGGUAAAGGCAGCUUCUUCGCAGGCGCAGGCUGUCGCUGCUGAGGAACAGGAACAGAUGUCCAAUUCAAGAAUGCGUGAGUCAGUUACCGAAACACAGGAAGUGGAGUACGCACUUCCGGCACAAAGGUCGCAGCGAGACAACGAAGAUCGGAGAAAUCCAGGCGAGGACAAUAAUGGGGAAUUCCAUAGUGAGCAAAUCUUCAACAGCCUGGGAUCAAGUAAGCCUUCUGUUAUCCUGCAUAGUAGUCAGAAUACUGAAAACACUAAGCAUGUGAGUGUGGGUGGCUUUCAGUCUGGCGUUAACCAAACCUCCCACUUGCCUCCGCGUCGUUCGUCCAGCCAAGAAGCCAUCGUACCUAAGUUCACUCCACACAGCGCCGCCUUUAUUCGACACGAAGCGGCGUCAGUUGCCAGGGUUCCGGUCACGUCGGUGUCCGUACCUGUCGCAAAGGGUGUCCGGGCCGCUAAAGAACAUUCCAGGGACCUGUCUUCCGUUUCCCGACUGACGCGACCAAUCUCGGCCGCACCGAUGAGAAACAGCCUUGCGUAUCAGGCGGACAAGUUCCCCCCGCCAAUAAGGGAAAGCCGGAGGCAUUUGCAGAAUGCGAGUUCUGCUCAGACGUCGUCUAAGAAGAAGUUGCGUUCAACGAAGGUAAUUCAGUACCCGGACCCAACAGGCUGCAUGAAGUUGGCUUUUCCAGGGGGAGAGCUUGAUUCCUCUAACUUCCAAUCAAGUGAGGCAUCUACCGGCCGACCGCUCAUACCCCCUUCGAAGGACAAAACCAAAACGGAUAGCUCGAUGCUAAUGCAUCUGUGCGUUGCCAUCAACGUGAUCCUGUUCAGUGCGCUCAGUGGCAUCGUGUUUGCUUAUUUCUUGCACAUGGGCACGAUAAGGAAGGCGUAG
This is a messenger RNA of Dermacentor andersoni, 2397 nucleotides long. The record is from RefSeq and is a predicted model, not a curated record. NCBI's taxonomy places the organism in Eukaryota, Metazoa, Arthropoda, Arachnida, Ixodida, Ixodidae.